AUGGCUGAAGAAGUGAAGUUGAUUGGCGCAUGGAGAAGCCCUUUUAGUCGCAGAGUAGAGCUUGCUCUGAAACUGAAGGGGGUUCAAUAUGAAUACAUAGAUGAAGAUCUCUCUAACAAGAGUCCUCUGCUUCUGAAAUACAACCCUAUUCAUAAGAAGGUCCCUGUGCUGUUGCACAAUGGAAAGCCGAUUGCUGAAUCGGCAGUUAUACUCGAAUACAUCGACGAGACGUGGAAAGGCUAUCAUUUGUUGCCUGAAGAUCCUUAUGAGAGAGCCAUGACCCGUUUCUGGGUCAAAUUCAUAGAUGAGAAGGAUAUCGUGAGGCGCAGUCUUGUGGGUGGCAGAUUCGAACUCGCACUUGAUACACGUUUUUUGGAUGAUGGAUGCCUUCCAGAGUUGAGAGAAAAUUAG
Nelumbo nucifera (sacred lotus) is the source of this 411-nucleotide messenger RNA. Lineage: Eukaryota; Viridiplantae; Streptophyta; Magnoliopsida; Proteales; Nelumbonaceae. The record is from RefSeq and is a predicted model, not a curated record.